Helianthus annuus (common sunflower) is the source of this 1101-nucleotide messenger RNA. RefSeq lists its product as uncharacterized. The transcript has 3 exons. The record is from RefSeq and is a predicted model, not a curated record. NCBI's taxonomy places the organism in Eukaryota, Viridiplantae, Streptophyta, Magnoliopsida, Asterales, Asteraceae. The coding region runs from base 1 to 1101 and encodes 366 amino acids.
AUGAGGGUACUUUGCCCGAAUUUCGACCGCGAAGAUGCAUUGGAAACUAUUUUUGAUGUACCAAUACCAGAGGAGAUGUUUACGAGCAUGGGAACUAGUGUUUCCCUACGAUGGCAAAACAUGGCGACAUGGAUGAAGGCUCAGACGUCGGAAAAAUGGACUUCUCCCGCCGUUGCUAAGAGUUAUAACGAGCUUAGUUUUUUGCUUUACGUAGUCGGGUCUCCUCUUCUUCCCCUUCAGAUUCAACUAGACGAUUCAAGUGCUCGCUCUAUUCGUAAUUCUUCUAUUGAAUCAUCAACAGCAAAAUAUAUAGUGCAACAAUACAUGGCCGCAAUCGGAGGACAACAGGCUUUAAAUUUGGUACAAAGUGUAUGUGCGAUCGGGCAAGUGAAGAUGAGUGCGUCGGAGUUUCACCAAGGUGAUGAGACCGUGAAGACGCGAAACAAGGAGGAGACGGGCGGAUUUGUUCUUUGGCAAAAGAAUCCAAAUCUAUGGUGUUUAGAGUUACUAGUUUCCGGUUGCAAGGUUAUUUCAGGAAGUAGUGGUAAGAUUUCUUGGAGACACUCUUCAAACCAACUAAGACCCGUUACCAAAGGUCCUCCUCGUCCUCUUCGUCGAUUUCUUCAGGGACUGGACCCAAGGUCCACAGGAGAUUUGUUUCUUCAAGCAGUAUGCAUAGGCGAAAAGAUCAUAAACGACGAGGAAUGCUUUAUACUAAAGCUCGAUACAAGCCAGUCUGAUCUCGAAGCACAUGCCAACCCGAAAUAUGAGAUCAUACAUCACACAAUCUGGGGUUACUUUAGCCAAAGAUCGGGUCUUCUAGUCAAGUUUGAGGACUCUAGAUUGCUCUCGGUUAAUGGUGACAAUGGGGACGGCAUUUUCUGGGAAACCAGCACAGAAUCAGUGAUCGAGGAUUAUAGAUAUGUCGAGGGUGUCAAUAUCGCACAUAGCGGGAAAACUUCUGUAACGAUUUUUAGAUAUGGAGAACAUUCAUCCAAUCAUAAGAGAGAGCUUGAAGAAAAAUGGAAGAUUGAGGAGGUUCAUUUUAAUGUUUUGGGAUUGAAUAAUGACUUCUUUAUGCCUCCUUCUGAGUUCAAAUAA